Molecule: messenger RNA, 2343 nt
Organism: Paramecium tetraurelia
Lineage: Eukaryota; Ciliophora; Oligohymenophorea; Peniculida; Parameciidae
Exons: 1
Biological process (GO): phosphorelay signal transduction system; phosphorylation
Molecular function (GO): phosphorelay sensor kinase activity
Source: RefSeq, a predicted model, not a curated record
AUGUUAAGUGAACAAUAAAUUUUAUAAAUAGUCUUGGCUGUCGACGGCAUAGUAUUACACUUUCAAUUUUACAUCACUAACGAGAAAUUAUAUUUAAUUUUAGGCUUAUCCUCAGUAGUUUUCCACGCCAUAAUAUUUCUAAUCGAACAGAUGAUAACGAAAUAGCUAUUGAAGAUCGGUCUAAAUAUACUUAAAUUAGCAUAAAUACUUAUUGUUUCCUAAAUGUUGUAUCAAUCUUGGAUGAUUUAUGCAGGAAUUUAAAUAGCCUGCAUAUUCAAAUUUAACUAAAAACUAACAAGAUUAAUCAUAUUCGCUUUAUUUUGUAUUCAUUCAACAUCCUUGACUUUUGAGGAUAUGAAUUAUUUGGCUACUGGAAUAGUGAGAAAUUGUCUAUGUUACACUUUGCUUCUCAGUUUAUUUAAAAGGCAAUCUUACACAAUUGAUUAAUUGGAAGGGAUCUUCAAGUAAUUAAGUUCUGAUAUUUUGAUCAUUCUGGAUGAUAAUUUUAUACCAGAAAACGAAUAAGAGAAUUUUCAGAAUAUCAUGAAUGAUUAUAUUCUAAGGAGUUCGGAUGAAAAAAGUGACCGCAUUAUUACAAACAGGGAGUAAAUUACCGUUGGUAUUCAACCAAAAUUAAUAGAUGAAAGAAAUACUUUGCAAUUCAAGGAAAUUUUCAAUCACUUAAAGACUACAUUAAAUAAUUGGUCAGAUUAAUCAUAUGAAACCCAAUCCAAUCAUAUUAUAGCUGUUAAGAAAGUAUUCAUUAACGAAAGCAUCAUUUCGACCAAUCAUUUUAGGUGUUUAGCAAUGUAAUAAGAUUACUUUUUCAUUCUUUAAAAAAAGGUUAAACCCAAUUUUAAAAGGUUAGAACCCUAAAUAGACAAUGCUAAAGAAAACUUGAAGAUUUUAAGCAAAGUAUCACAUGAUAUGAGAACUCCCCUGAAUGCAAUAAUUAAUAUGUAGUUAUGUUUGAAGGAUUAAAUAGACAAAGCCCUUUCUGAAAGAUAUUUAAAACCCUCUCUUAAUUCAUGUAGGUUACUUUUGAAUUUGGUCAAUGACAUAUUAGAUUAAGCUCAACUUUAAAAUAGGAAAAUUCGAUUGGUAUUCAAAAAGUUUAAUUUGAAAAAGCUAAUCGAUAAAACAAUAUCAAUUUUUGAUAUUUAGAAAGAGAAAAAAGAAUUAACCAUUAUAUUAAGAUAUGAGGACAAUGUACCCCAGUUUAUAAAUAGUGACAAAAAUAGGAUUAGAUAAAUCAUUAUGAAUUUGCUAAGCAAUGCUGUUAAAUAUUCAAUGGCAAAAGGACAGAUAGUAAUUACUUGUGAGUAUGUGAAGAAAACCUAAACCUUUAAAAUCUUAGUAACUGACACUGGCUUAGGUAUAAAGCCUGAGAAUGUGGAUAAGCUUUUUUAGGAAUUUGCAAGAGUCGAAGACCAACAAAAUUAGGAGAAAAAUCCAAAUGGAAUAGGCUUAGGAUUGUUAAUAAGCAACGAAUUAUCAAAACUAUUAUCUUCUAAUAAUUAAGGGAUUUCCGUGAAAUCUUAAUAUGAGAAAGGAGCUACAUUUUCUUUUCAAGUUUUAAAUCAGAAGGUUCCUGAUGAGGAUCUGUCUGAUUCCUUAGUUUCAGAUGGCGCUGCUGCUUAGGAUGUAAGUCAUUUGCCUGAGUCACAUUUUAUCUAGUAAUAAAGUUGCAGUCUAAAAUCGAAAGAGUUUGUCAUGCCAAUUGUUAAGCAACCAUCUAAUGAAAGCUAUACUGGCAUUCCUACAAAUAAUAAUUAAUCAAUUAAGAAGUACAAUUUGAGAGUGAAUUCUUCAAAUUUAUUAUCCUCAAAUCGAUUACUUCCAUUUAAUGUGGAAUGUGAGAAGUCUUACCAAAGGAAGUCCACCACUCAAUCAAAUUAAAUUAUCGAAUAAACAAAUAGUUGGUUGGAUUAAACUUCUAAAUAGCCUCCAGUGUUGAUUGUAGAUGAUAAUGAAUUCAAUAUUAUAGUCUUGUAAUACAUAUUGGAAUAAUUGUAUUUAACUUGCGAUUCAGCUAUUUCAGGGUUGAUAGCAUUAAAAAAAUGUAAGGAACGAGCUUUGAGCCAAUAUAGACUGAUAUUUUUGGAUAUUGAAAUGCCUGAAAUGGAUGGAUUGGAGACAGCCAAGAAACUCUUGUAGUUUGAUGGCAGUCUUAUGAUUAUUGCUUGCACUGGGAAUCGAUAAACAAAAGAAUAAUUGGAGACCUUCAAGUAAGUGGGAAUGUUCGGAGCUAUAGAGAAGCCGGUGACAAAAGCGAAUUUGAAGGAGUUGCUCAUUAAUAUAAAUGCCUAAAGAAAUGAACCAUAAUUUACUCAUUACUUUUGA